CAAAGAGUUAUCUCGCUUUUUUCGUCGGCCUCUGAUUGGUUACGCAAGCACACACCUCUGACGAAGCCGUGAGCAUGAAAACAAAUCAACUAUUGAAAGUCUGGAGGACAGUAUUUCUGCAGGGGUGGGCGGGCACGGCUUCCUUAGCCCAGGUCAGAACAGACCUAGAGAAAGAACUGGAGGGAAUUAAGGAGGCUGGGACCUGGAAAGGGGAGAGAAUCAUCACCUCCAAACAGGGACCAAGUAUUCAUGUGAAAGGAACCUCCAAAGAUAUCCUUAACUUUUGUGCUAACAAUUACCUGGGACUUUCAAGCCACCCUGAAGUGAUAGAGGCUGGGAAGAAAGCUUUAGAUACACAUGGAGCAGGCCUGAGUUCCGUCCGAUUUAUCUGUGGCACCAUUGAUCUGCAUAAAGAAUUGGAGGAGAAGAUUGCCAAGUUCCACGGAAAGGAAGAUUCCAUUUUGUACGCCAGCUGCUUUGAUGCGAAUGCAGGCCUGUUCGAGGUUCUAUUAGGAGCAGAGGAUGCCGUGAUAUCGGACGAACUUAACCACGCCUCAAUCAUUGACGGGAUUAGGCUGUGUAAGGCAAAGAGACAUCGCUACCAACACAGGAAUAUGGCAGAUUUGGAGGAUCAGCUAAUUGCUGCUAAAGACUCUAAGAAGAAGUUAAUAGCCACUGACGGUGUGUUCAGCAUGGAUGGAAAUGUAGCUCCACUGCCGGAUAUAUGUAACCUGGCUGAUAAGUAUAAUGCUAUGGUGUUUAUUGAUGAGUGCCAUGGGACAGGAUUUUUUGGACCUACUGGGAGAGGUACUGAUGAGCAUUUUGGGGUCAGUGAUAGAAUAGACAUCAUAAACUCCACCCUGGGUAAAGCUCUAGGGGGAGCUGCUGGUGGAUACACUGCUGGACCUAAGGAACUGACUUCACUGUUACGUCAGAGGUCACGACCUUAUUUGUUCUCCAAUGCCCUACCUCCACCAGUUGUUGCUUGUGCUAGUAAGGCCAUCGACUUAAUCACCAGUAACACAGAUCUUCCACAGCAGGUGCUAAGCAACACAAAACGAUUCCGAUCACGUAUGUCAGAGGCAGGAUUCAAUCUCUCCGGCGAUCCAGAGCAUCCUAUCUGUCCAGUGAUGCUAGGAGAUGCACGACUUGCCAACAUCUUUGCUGAUGAAAUGCUAGAGAGAGGGAUCUAUGUGAUUGGCUUCAGCUACCCUGUGGUGCCCAAAGGCAAGGCCCGUAUAAGAGUCCAGCUGUCAGCUGCCCACUCUAAAGCCGAUGUAGAUCGUGCUGUAGACGCAUUUAUAGAAAUAGGUCGGAAGCUCAAGGUCAUUGCUUGAAGGCAGCCACUACUACAAGAUUAGCCAUUAUUUGUACAUUUGUUUUGUUUUGUGUAUAUCAGCAAUUUGUUUAGAUUUGGGAAAAGACAUAGUCUCUUUAUUUUGAGUAUAUACUUUAAACAACAAAAGAACUGUGAAAAAUAAGUUUAUACACUUUAUCAGAAUCUCUGCAAAGAAUCUCAAACAAUUUUCAUACAUUUAUACUUUAAUUUUAACCCCCUCAAACCUGAAUCUCAUUUUACAUACAUGUAGUACAGUGUAUAUAUGAUUUUUUUUUAAAUUAUGUAACUAUACUUAAUUUUGAUUAGAAGAAAAUGUCACUUGAUUUUUUUGUGGGUAUUUCAAGAUUCAAUUACAAUGUGUAUUUAAUUUUCUAUUUUUUAAUGUUAAUUAAAAUUUUUGAAAGAUAUUUAGCUUAAUACCAAAUUGUAUUGGUAUUUAACAUUCCAUAUUUUGCAAGGUUUACCAGUUUAUAUUCUCAUUUCAUAUUUAAGUUUAUACAAUUAACAUUCCAUUGUAAAAUAUGUAUUUAAAAGUAGAGCAGUGUUUUUUUUAUUGUUUGAAUGAAACUUUCCUUUAAAGCUUGGAUGAAUUUUUGUUCAUGCAGACCAAGAUUCAGUGUGCCAUUGAUGGAAAUAAAAAAAGUGCUUUCAGUUACUUAUAUACAUCUACCUUUCCAUUAUACAUUUAAUUUCUUUGAGGGAAUUUUGGUUAUUUAGAAGGUACAUAUUUAAGUAAUUACAUGUAUAUUACAACCCAUGAGAUUGUUAUUUUGUGAUGUAUUCUCUAUGAAUCUCAACUUUAUUUUCAUAUCAUCUUUUUGUAUUCAGGCAAUAUGUUUUUUUAAUUAUUUAUGCAAAGUACAUUCCUUGUUAAGUUUAUGUAUAUACAGUUGAACUUCCAUAUCUUGAAUACCAAAGAUAUGUUGAAGUGAGUUGCAUUUGCAAGUCUCAGCCAUUAUUUUUGUAGUAUAUAUUUGAGCCUUUGUGUCUAAAUUUCCUUGGGUAUCUUGGAGUUUUUUUUUCUUGGUCUUAUAAAGUUUGAUAUAUCAAUGUUUGACUGUAUUUAUCAUAUUUGAUUUGAUGAAUUUUAAUGUUUAUAUUUUGAGCAACAUUCCAUAAUUCUCCUAAAUUGUUUAUUACUUUAAAUUAUAAUUCUCCUAAAAUUAAUUGUUUAUUACAGUGUAUAUAUUAUUCCUUAAAUCUAAUAUAAAAGCUUAAUGUAAUUGGCCGUAUUAAAUAAUAAAUGUUGAUAGUGCAUUUUCCUUAAGUACAUUAGUUCUUUAAGAAGGUUCAUUAUCCUUAAAAGGAAAUUUAUUUUCUACAUAUUACAAUGUAAACAUUAUAGAUUUAUCUUCAUUUAAAACCGUAAAAGUAAAAAUUUACAGUCAGUACUGAUAAAGCUUUUCACUGCAAUUCUUGGUCCAGAAAUUGUGUAUUUGAAAUAUUUGCACACGUCAGUUUAUUUCCAUUGAACCAUAAAAUAUUUACAUGUGUAUGAUUGUUUUUUCCAAGAUUAUUUUCAAAUUGUUUUAAUGGAGGAAUUUGAAUCUUAGACUUAAGUAAAAUAUUUUUUGUUAUACAAUUUGCUCAACAUACUCAGGUUUAUAAACUAACAGUACAUAUAUUUUAUAACUUAAUGCAUAGUACUUGAGUUAUAUAACUAUAAACAUUAGUACAGGUGUUAUUGAUAGCUUUUUGUUGAUUUUUUUGUUGUUAAUUUUAUAAGGUGUGCAGUGUUUAAGGUAUUGUGUUGGAGAUCAAUUGUAAGUAUACAAUAAAACAUUCCUACUCAUCUAACUUGUUAAAAAAAAGGCUGAUUACCAAUAAAACAUAUGAAUUGUG
This is a messenger RNA of Saccostrea cuccullata (small rock oyster), 3181 nucleotides long. Its product is annotated as 2-amino-3-ketobutyrate coenzyme A ligase, mitochondrial-like. The transcript has 13 exons. NCBI's taxonomy places the organism in Eukaryota, Metazoa, Mollusca, Bivalvia, Ostreida, Ostreidae. Gene Ontology annotation, biological process: L-threonine catabolic process; biosynthetic process. Gene Ontology annotation, molecular function: glycine C-acetyltransferase activity; pyridoxal phosphate binding. Gene Ontology annotation, cellular component: mitochondrion. The coding region runs from base 75 to 1337 and encodes 420 amino acids. The record is from RefSeq and is a predicted model, not a curated record.